Molecule: messenger RNA, 616 nt
Organism: Rubroshorea leprosula
Lineage: Eukaryota; Viridiplantae; Streptophyta; Magnoliopsida; Malvales; Dipterocarpaceae
Source: the annotation of a GenBank genome assembly
GGAAACAAGUUUCGAGUUUUAAGGUUUUCUCAUGGAAAUCUAUAGCAGUUUCCAGGAUUUCGAGGGCAUGAAUACCGAGGGGAGCCAUGAGUAUCAAGGGAUAGAUGAAGAUGAUGUUUUCUAUGCUGAGAUUAGAAGGCAGAUUCUGCUUUUGACAGCAGAUGAAGAUGAUGAUGACCGUCAAGAAAGGACUUACCCUCGAGGCUCAAACAGGGUCAUAGGCGCUGUUUCUUCAGGGGUCCGAGCUCCUGGAAGCUAUUUCACUUGGGGGAAGAAUGAAAAAUCUGAUUCUGUGCCGACUUGGCUUGUGAAUUUGUGGAAAAGUAGCAAUGGAACAGGAGUUUUCAUCCCUAAUAUUGUCAGUUCAAGAAGAAGAAACAGGCACGAAAGGAUGAACAACGGGAGGCAGAGAAUAUACAAGCCGGUACAGAGCAAGCAACCAUGAUUGAUGAUUCUGUAAUAAUCAGGAGAAGGGGAGAAGCAGGGGAUGGGAUAAUGUACAUUAAUUUAUUCUAAUAACUGUUUGGAUUGGCCCAUAACGUUGGAUUAUACUCCUGUAAUUAAAAGCUUAACCAUACAAGCAUAUUCUGUAUGACAAUACACGAAUUCAGAGAAU